GUCUCGCCUCCCUCCUUCAUUAUGAACAGGGAGGAAAACAUGGCGGACAGGAUCUGUGGAGGCUGCAUCGGUUGAGCUGCUGGCAGUUUAAAAACAACAGAAGGGCUCAAAGUCAGGGUGGGAGACGGCCAGCUCGUGGGGAGGACACUGCUGCACGAGCAGGGAGAGGUUAAUCUGUGAACAGACUCCAAAUCAUCAUUUAUUAUCCCCUCCAUCCGGACACAGCGCGCGAGGAGCCACGAAAACAAGUCAUGAACGGGGACAUCUUUUGCAAUACUUGUCCAAUCACUCUCCUCAACAGCAACAAACCUCCAGUCCACGAUGAGAACACGAGCAAGCUGACGCAGGACGGACGGUGCUUCCAGCAAGUGGACUCUCAGAGGCCGGGAGAAGGUUGGAGAACAAACACCACCAACUUCUCACCGAAAGACUCCCAGACUGAUUUAUCAGAGAUGGGCAGCCAGUGUUCCCCCCACCGGUUGGACAGCAGACAGACGCAUCUGCAGCCUCACCACCUCCUCUCAUCCACAGACCUCUCCCUGCCUCACAACAACAGUUUCCCCCCGCCUCCCCGCCAAACUAACAACAGCCGCCUCCUGCACAGCCACAAGAGGAGCAGAGUCCGCGACAAGGUCAAAGAAAACAGAGCCACGAAGAAGAACACCCGAGGGAAGAACUCCCAAAACCGCAAAGUUACAGACUUCUUCCCGAUACGACGGAGCUCACGGAAAAGUAAAACAGAGCUGAAGUGUGAAGAAAAGAAGCUCAUAGACGAACUCAUCACAAAGGGAAUCGAGGAAGGAAUGAAGGUGCAGCAUAUAGAAGGAAAGGGCCGAGGAGUGUUCGCGACGCGAUCAUUCCAGAAAGGCGAGUACGUGGUGGAGUAUUACGGAGACCUGCUGCAGAUCGACGACGCCAAGAAGAAGGAGGCGGAGUACGCUCAGAACCCGGCGACCGGCUGCUACAUGUACUACUUCCAGUAUCUCUGCAAAACUUACUGUGUGGACGCCACUAAAGAGUCCGAUCGAUUGGGCCGGCUGAUCAACCACAGUAAAAACGGAAACUGCCAAACCAAACUCCACGACAUCAACGGCGUCCCUCACCUCAUCCUCGUCGCCUCACGAGACAUCGACGAGUGGGAGGAGCUUCUGUACGACUACGGGGACCGCAGCAAAGCCUCCAUCGCCGCCCACCCGUGGCUCAAAUAUUGAUCGAGGGGGGCGGUUAGAAAUAAAAAAAAAAAACAGGAAAAAGGGAAACGUACGGUAACACUCAUGUUUCUCUUUAGCUCGUGUACAAAAUGCCUUAGAAACAGAAUGUGUUCCCUUUUUGUUCUCGUGUGGAGGAAACAGGACGCAGGGGGGGCGGGGGGCGGGGUUAUGACUUCAGGAGGAGGAGGAGGGGGGUACUUCUCACAUUCUGAGGUCACGUGACUUCAGUACUUUUUAUUUAUGUGUUUAUGAGACCUUCUGGUUGUUUUGCAGCACAUUUAUUUUGUACAUUUUGUAUUAGAGCAAAGCUUCUACAGCAUGCGGGUGGUAGUGAACGCUCUGCAUUUUUUAUACGGCUUUUUCUUAAUUAGUAGUUAGCAAUACUUCAAUUUAAGACCCCCAGAGUUCUGGUUUUGGAUCAGGAAGAAGUAUGACAUGCAAAUUACAGAAACCUUUAAAAGAAAUGGAGACUCUGUUUAAAGUGGGAUUUGAUUUCAGACACAGAUGCUCACACUACUUUUCAAUGGAAGUGUAAAGAUUCACCAAACUCAGGGUUUAAUCUGCGUUUUUCUGGACGUGAUUACAACAAAACAAAGAGACUGUGGAGUUAAAACAACACAGUGAUGAAUUAACCGCCUGAACAGGUAUCAUAGGAACACAGGAAUCAUGCUUUAUCUUCUUCUUCAUGCUUCUUUUCAAGUUUUUAACCAGUUUUGGUUUUACAUUUAAAUUAUUAUGCAUUAAUCACCUUCAUUAUAUUCUGUUGUGCAGAUAUAGAGCUGUAACUUUUCCUCUAGAUGAUUUCAGAUUUUUUUAUUGCAGGAAAAGAAGCUCAAAUUUCUCUUCUAGCUUUCUACAUGUCAAGUUAUUCUGAUUUCCAGACGUUUAGGUACCUUAUCUUUGUCCUUAGGAAUCACCAAUUUAACAAUUUUCCUCAUUUUAUGACCAAAUAAAUUAAUUUAUCAACCAAAAAAGAAAAACAAAGUUUGUUGCAGCUUUAAAUUAAUGCAUUUAUUGAGUUUGUAGGAUGUUAGAGAUGAACUAAGCCGUCAUAUCGCCUUUAUAUUUCACCUAAACACCGUUCUUGUCUUCUUCACACUACCUUACAAAUAUUAACUACACAGCUCUCUUACCUAUCACCCCGCUGUCUUAAAUACUUGAUUCUGAUUGGUCAAAACCAGCCGGGCACAUUUCGAAAGUUUAUAACUUCACUUUUUCCUGUUCACUAUGUGGAAAAAUUGGUUAAACAUGGAGGAUUUUUGGGGGUUAAGAAUUCGGUCUUCAACACGGGUGCUUCACGUCUUUGUGUCGUCUCAUCAUGUCAGGCAUGUCAGGAUUGUAUUUCACAUAACGACUCACUCACUUACGUGUUAGCUUGUUGUGAAUUCACGGGUGGUUUAAAGGAAAAUAAGUCAAAUGCUAUUCCACUAAAUGACAGAAAGUUAAACUAAUUUCAUUCCCAUAUUUCUGCAUUGAAUUAGAGCUUGUAACCCCAAAAAUAUCAUCAAAGUGGCCUGUAUUUUAACAUCAAUUAUCCAGUUAGUGAAGCGGUUGGUUAGCUGUAGCUUCAUGUGCUGUAACACAGAUUUUAAGAGAUAUUGGUUAUCUUAAAGCUCCUGUGAGAACUUUUUAGACGGUUACAAAACAAACUGAAAUGAAUGCUAAUGCCUCUUUACGACCAACAAAAGCAAACAAGACCAUCAGCGUCAAGUCUGAUUGUUUAUUUAUGGUCAUUUUUAAUGUCUGUACUCACUGCAGCAGGGUAGGCGUCAGAUACAAAAUUACGGAAUCAUCCUUUAUUUACAUUUUCUACUGCAAAAGCGACACACGGAUUAAUAUACUUCACUGUUAAAACAAAGCAGGAUAAGAUAAAUAGAGAAAGCCUGUUGUAAAGAGAUAGUCACACCCUUUGUCCACAGGGGGGCGCCAAAAACCACACGAACAGAAAAUUACUUACUGGAGCUUUAAUGGUUACAUGUUAGAUUGGCAUCAUGUUUAAAUAUCAAACACAAUCAGAGCCUGGAGCCUGACUUAUUCAUGUUUGUAAAUUAUGAACUCGUCAUUAUGAAUUGAAAUGUUGCGUGCUAGCUGUAGCUUCAUAUAUGAUAUCUUAAUUUCUAAUUCACUGCAAGAAAAUUAAUCUUCUUUACUGUCUAAAAUGUCAAACUCUUCCUUUGAGUAUCUGUUCUGCACAUGUCAUGUAUAUUUUGUGUUUAUGUUUUUAUAUAUUUUGGUCUGGGUGUGUCGAUCCGUGUCGGUGCGUCACGUCCAACAGAAAGAGGGUUUGGUGAAUUUUUACACUCCUGCAGUUUGUUUUGGAUUUCUGCGGGUAAUUUUUUACACAGUUCUUCUUUCAGCUCACAAAAAAUGUUCUGUGUGAAAGUAUUUAACAGCUGAACAGCCAACAGGUCAUUUUUUACUUUAUUUAUUUAACAUUUUAUCUUCUUAUCUUUCUCUAAUGUGUUUUCCAUGAACUAGAGUUCUUCUUAUUUAUCUCUGGGUUUGAUUUGUUCUGAGUUCUAAAAUCACUGAGAGACUAACUUUAAUUAUUUAAAGCCGACUGGUAAUAAGGGUAUUUUAUAUUUAAGUCAUAAAUCACAUUGGACUCCAUAUAACUGAUUUAUAAUACUGAAUAUUCUCAUUUACUGUAAUUUAAACUGAUCAGUCACUUAUUCGGUUAAAUCAUUUCAAUCAGAUUAACAGACAGGAAUUCAAAGACUUGUAAUUUGUUAUAGUUUCUACUGUCAGUGUGUUGGUUUAUUCUUUAAUACUGUCUGACCCUCUCUUUAAUAUUUAGUUUCUUUUUUAGGAAAGUUAAAUUCUGCCAAAAAACGGUCUGCUCACUGACUGUAGUUUUUAUCAAAGUAGCAAACAAACAUUGAACCAGCGUAAAGCAUCAUCACUUUAUCUUACACCUUUUUAUUAAGUUGUUCAGCACUUUGUUUUCCUUUCAGUGCUGUUUGUAUUAUAGUUAGUAUUAUAUAAAUUAUAAUCUUUUAAUAUGAGUUUGGUUUCAUAACUUUGGGGAGUUCUCAGCUCUGAACUAAAGAAACGCUUCGACAUCUUAGGACUUUCACUUCAACACAAGAGGAUUUGAGCCUAAACUUUGAAGAUGGAAUUCAGAUUAUUUUUGCAGAAUUCUGACUUCUCUCUGGAAUUCAGAGAUUAAAUUUGGAAUGUUGACUUUGAUCAUAGAAUUCUGACUUUAAUCUCAGAAUUCUGUCUUUGAUCUCAGAAUUCUGACUUUGAUCUUAGAAUUCUGACUUUGAUCUCAGAAUUCUGACUUUGGUAUUAGAAUUCUGACUUUGAUCUUAGAAUUCUGUCUUUGAUCUCAGAAUUCUGUCUUUGAUCUCAGAAUUCUGACUUUGAUCUUAGAAUUCUGUCUUUGAUCUCAGAAUUCUGUCUUUGAUCUUAGAAUUCAGUCUUUGAUCUCAGAAUUCUGUCUUUGAUAUUAGAAUUCUGACUUUGAUCUCAGAAUUGUGUCUUUGAUCUCAGAAUUGUGUCUUUGAUCUCAGAAUUCUGACUUUGAUCUCAGAAUUCUGACUUUGAUAUUAGAAUUCUGACUUUGAUCUCAGAAUUGUGUCUUUGAUCUCAGAAUUCUGUCUUUGAUCUUAAAAUUCUGACUUUGAUCUUAGAAUUCUGUCUUUGAUCUCAGAAUUCUGACUUUGAUCUUAGAAUUCUGUCUUUGAUCUCAGAAUUCUGUCUUUGAUCUUAGAAUUCAGUCUUUGAUCUCAGAAUUCUGUCUUUGAUCUCAGAAUUCUGUCUUUGAUCUUAGAAUUCUGUCUUUGAUCUCAGAAUUCUGUCUUUGAUCUUAGAAUUCUGUCUUUGAUCUCAGAAUUCUGUCUUUGAUCUCAGAAUUCUGUCUUUGAUCUCAGAAUUCUGUCUUUGAUUCUGAUAUUCUUCUCGGAAUUCUGACUCUCUUUGAAAUUAUGAGAUAAAAAAACCUGACUUUGAUCUCAGAAAUCUGGGGUAAAAGUCUGAAUUACAACUGAAACCUCAAAUUCUGAGGUAGAAAGUCAAAAUAAAAAACAGGUCAGACACUAAGAAAAAAUUGGUGGUAAUAAUACUUUUAGAUAACAGCCACUGAAGAAAAAAACUUAAGGAUGGUAUUCUACAAUUUUUUGAAGAAUUGGAACUUCAGGAAUUCAGAGAUAAAAUUCCACAUUACUCUUAGAAUUUGUAGAAAAAGUCAGAAUAUUGAAAAAUCUGGUCAGGCCUAAAAAAAAAAAUGACAGUGACAAUAAAUCUUAGAGAUUUUAGUCACUGUAAAGAAAAACAACAUUAGGAUGCAAUUGGGAUUUUCUUGGAAUUCUGAGACCAAAGCCAGGAUUCUGAGAAAACGUCUUUAGUGGCCCUAAUCCUCGUCAGUAGACUUCUGGCUUACCAAGAGUUACAUGAGAGGAUUGAUACCUCUGCUUUAUCUGUCAUUGAAUCUGAAGCUGCAGCCAGGGGGUUAAUAGCUUAGCUUAGCAUUAAUACUGGAAAUAGAGGGAAACAGUUAGCCUGGCCUUGUACAAAACGAAAACCAAAGAAAUCAGCAAAACAAAACUCUUCUAACUCUUAGUUGUUAAGUCUUUACAAAAACAGGGAUGAUAAAAACAAAUCACAGUUCCAUUACUUGGUCUUGGUGAUCGUUUUCUGGUGAAUGCAUUCAUCUCAGAAAUAACCCAGCAUGUUUUCCCUGCAUCAAAAUAAUCCUUAUAAAGCCUUCUGUCUACAGGCUAAGAUAAAACAUGUGCAUUAGUGGGCUGUAGAGAUAUUUAUAAGCUGAUUUUGUACCUUGUGACAGAGCUAGGCCAGCAGUUUCCCUCUGGCUGCAGCUUCAGCUCACAGAUGUGAGUGGUAUCGAUCUUCUCGUCAAACUCUGAGCAACAAAAUGGAUAAAAGUUCUCCCUAAAAUGUCAGACUGUUCCUUUAAACACUCUGCAUUUUGUUUUUCAUAUUUGUCACAGGUUUAUUUCCAUACCAGUGUGUUCAGGCAUCAUGAAAGGCCGUCCAGCCUCAGUCUUAAUGAAACAUUCAGAGAGUGAAAUCAAGGAUUCUUAAGAUUCCCUGUCUUUGAUUCAGUAAACCUUCAAACGAUGAUUAUCAGUGUUAUUAUUAAGAGACGUGUAAAGGGGAAACAUUCAGGAAAUCCAGUGUGUACAUGAAGGCAUCACAUUUCUUCUGCCACCUCUUACUGUAGCAUUUUUCACACGUCUGAGAUGUAAAGGGUCAUUUCAGUUUUUUAUGUCGAACAAAUGCAAUAAUAAUACCUGAGGGGCAAACUGACCUGUUGGCCAUUUUAGGACAAAAUAGAUCUUUGCUGUUGUAGCGUUGAAGAAAUCUUAAUGCUGGGGUUUAGUCAUCGAUGAAUAAAGAUGUAAUAUGCAAGAAAAAACA
Messenger RNA from Notolabrus celidotus (New Zealand spotty), 6593 nucleotides. RefSeq names its product lysine methyltransferase 5Aa (gene kmt5aa). Lineage: Eukaryota; Metazoa; Chordata; Actinopteri; Labriformes; Labridae. The transcript has 7 exons. Bases 252 to 1211 code for a protein of 319 amino acids. The record is from RefSeq and is a predicted model, not a curated record. Gene Ontology annotation, molecular function: histone H4K20 methyltransferase activity; protein binding.